ACCACAACAUUGGUUCACUUAGCUAAAUUGUAUCCUCAAAUGAAAUUCCUGAAUAUGUUUAACAAGCUGUUUGUGAACAUGCAAAGAAAAUUUUCCCUAGUAAUGUUACUUGUCAGACUGCACAUUCACUUGCUUUUGCAGUUCAUGGUAAGAGGUUGCGGCACAAAUUAACAUCUAAACUGAGACCACAUGACCUUGUAUGUUUUCUCGAACAUUACAAAGGUUGUACUAUACAAAUUCACACCUAUGCAAAAAAUGUAUUAACCACUAUUCAAACGUUUAUGAACUCUGCUGCUUUAGAAAUUUUAGCUGAACAUUCACCCCUCAUUUUUGAAGAUGUAGAUUUUCGAUACAUUUCACUUCAAGAUAGAGAAAAAAUUAUAAGAGAUUCUAUUCAGAUUUGGAAAAGAAUGAUAGAUAAGGAUGAUAAACAGUGUAAAGUCACCCAUGAUGUUUAUCUAAAAUUAUACCAAUUGACUAAACCUAAACUUCUUGGAUAUCAUUGUAUCAUGGUUGAUGAAGCUCAAGACUGCAAUUCAGCAAUGCUUGAUAUUGUACUUACUCAGUCAGCACCUAUCAUACUUGUUGGUGAUCCAAAUCAGCAGAUUUAUGGGUUCCGUGGUGCUACUAAUGCUCUGCAGAAUGCUCCAUUCAGUCAUAUCUAUUAUUUAACUAAGUCCUUUAGAUUUGGACCUGAAAUUGCAUAUAUUGCUUCAUGCUGUUUAGAGUAUUUAAGACGCUAUACUACAGAAACACUUGUUGGAAAUACUAAACCCUCUUACGUUAAUGGUGAAGUUGAAGGACAGUAUGCAGUUAUAGCCAGAAGCAAUUCGGAGUUACUUGAACAAGUUAUCAGACUGUGCUGUACAAAGCAGAGAAGAAGCUUUGAACCUCUUGAAAUUCAUGGUGCUUUUGCUGGUGGAAUCCGAAGUUAUGCGCUGGAUCAGAUUUUGGAUAUUUUAAAUUUGCAUGGAAAAACUUUUGAUAAAAAAGGUAUAACAGUAAUAAGUGACAAAUUCCUAUCUAAGUUCAAGAGUUAUACUGAGUUGGAAAAUUAUGCGAAGAAUGUUGAAGAUAAUGACCUCCUGGGCAAGAUUGCACUUGUUCGUAAAUAUGGUGCUUGUAUUUCUAAAUACAUCAGCAUAAUUAAAGAAAAGUGCACCCAUCCAAUUGAGUUGGCUAAUGUUGUAUUCAGUACUGCUCACAAAGCAAAAGGUCUUGAGUUUGAUACUGUUUGCUUAACAAAUGAUUACAAUGUUUCUAAUAUACCUAGAAAUAAUGAAUUUGAUGAGUAUGGUGAAGAAAGUAGUAUUCUGUAUGUUGCUGCUACUCGAGCCAAAAGAUGCCUACUUUUGCCUGAUAAAUUAAUGCAAGCUCUUAUGUUUUAUCAGGAGAAAUUUGAAUAUCCUGUUUCAUCUAAUAAUCCAGCAUUAUACCGUAAAGAACUGGUGUGUGCUCAUUGCAAAGAUAGAUUUGUUCCUCACACAACUCUUGUUCUAGUUCGUCGAAAGAUCCUUUUGGCCAAUGGACAUACAAUUCCUGGAGGGCCUCUGUGUAUGAAAUGUGGCAGUGAACCGUUUUCAAGACCCCGAAUACAUAAUGAUAUCUUAAUCAUGUAUUUAGAUCCAGUACAUGAUUUUGCACAUCGAAGCAUGUCAGCACUUGUAGGACCACUACCUUCUGAUCCCCCAAUUCAAUAUGAUGAAUAUGAUGUACUUCAUGAAGCAGUUUUACUCUGAGUUUAAUUUUGGUUUGGUUACUUUUAUAUUUCUUGAUGUCUUGUAAAAUUUUUCUAAAACUUUUUCUGUAUUCAUCUCAUCAUUUUUAUGGAUCUGGCAGACAGGCAUGUGAAUUUUGUUGUCUUGUAAAAUAUUGAUUCAUAGCAUGUAAAAUGUUGCAAUCAUAUUUGAACUUAUUUUCAUAUAUUGUUGUUUUUUUAAUAUAAACUUAAAUUUUAAAACAUUUUCAUGUCAUUUAUGUGUUCUUAAAUUGCAUUUUCUUUUUGUUUAAAUAUUAAGACAGUAUUUGUGCAAGAUGGAUGUAAAAUAUAUCACUAUUUUGUAUUUGAUAACAUACUUUGAUGCAACCAUAUAAAGAAAGCAUUCAUUCCUUUUUGCUAAGAAAGGGUGUUGAACAUUGGAAGCUCUAAAAGCUCAAAUAUACAAAUGUGUGAGCCAUAAAUAUUACCAAGCAAAUAUUCAAAAAUUAUACUUUGUAAUUAAGACCCAUUAUUUAUGUAGUGUAUUUAUUAACUCUGAAAUCAUGUUUUUGCUUCAGAUGGCAAUUAAUCACCUAGAAACAAAUGCUGAAUUCAUGCAUAUAUGUGGCUCUUGAUUGAAAUCUUUGAGCCAGUUUGAAUAUGUGAUGAAGUGUGUAGCAAUGAUGUAAAAAAUAAUGUACACUGCGCAAAAAAGAGGGACAGAUCUAUAUCUCCCAUUCUACUGGGCUGAUUGAUGAAAUUAAACUUGUGUUUCAUGUUUCGAAAGCAUGACAAGAUAUGUAUUAAAUUUAUAUUUAGCAUUGUCCUAACAUAGGUAUUUUGAUACAAAAUCAGACCUUUUGCUGAAACAACAUAACCACAUUUUUUCCAUAUUUCAAUUCUACGAAUCAAAUUAUGCCUAGGUAUUAAAUUUUGUAAUUUCUGAUGAGAAAUUUUAAAAUGUAUCUUGGCAGAUAUUUUUCAGUUUGCACCAAGAAUAAU
Molecule: messenger RNA, 2701 nt
Organism: Stegodyphus dumicola
Lineage: Eukaryota; Metazoa; Arthropoda; Arachnida; Araneae; Eresidae
Product: F-box DNA helicase 1-like
Biological process (GO): double-strand break repair via homologous recombination; replication fork processing
Cellular component (GO): nucleus
Molecular function (GO): 3'-5' DNA helicase activity; ATP binding; hydrolase activity
Source: RefSeq, a predicted model, not a curated record